Dufourea novaeangliae is the source of this 460-nucleotide messenger RNA. It is a transcript of the gene mRpL54, whose product is annotated as 39S ribosomal protein L54, mitochondrial. Gene Ontology annotation, molecular function: structural constituent of ribosome. Gene Ontology annotation, cellular component: mitochondrial large ribosomal subunit. Bases 1 to 387 code for a protein of 128 amino acids. NCBI's taxonomy places the organism in Eukaryota, Metazoa, Arthropoda, Insecta, Hymenoptera, Halictidae. The record is from RefSeq and is a predicted model, not a curated record. The transcript is spliced from 2 exons.
AUGUCCUUUCUUUCUGCUUUACGGUUAUUUCAGUUUAAGGAAACUUUUAUUAUUCCUGUACAAUAUGCAAUACAAGUAAAAAACUAUGCAGUACUGCCUUCUAAAAAGGCUGCCAAAUCUAAACAGAUCAAGAUUGAAAAGGUAAAAAUUCCUGUUGAAAAAGAUGUUAAUAAAUUACUAAAUUAUGUGUGUGGAUCAAACAUUUAUACUGAAGGAGAAGAUAUAAAACUGAAGCCGGAUAAUGAGUACCCUGACUGGAUAUGGGAGAUUAGAACUGAACCACUACAGUUAUCAGAGUUGGAUCCAGAUACAAAACAAUAUUGGAGGUUCGUACGAAGGGACAACUUGAAAAGGAAUAAUGCAAUGAAAAAAUACCGACGUCCGUAAAAUUUCUAUACAUUAAUUACUGCAGCCACAUCUGAAGUCAGUUUUAUUCUGUUCUUCGCCAUGAACUCUUCAU